CAGGGCUUUCACAUAAUUUCUUACGCUCUUGCGAUUUAUCUUCUCAGCCUUUUUAUCUCGUUUAUAUCGCCCAAGGUUGAUCCAGCAUUUGCUGAUAUUUUAGGUAGACGCUUAUUUAUUCUAUCCACCUUAGAUGAAACUCCGACAUUGCCAAGAACUGAGGGCGAUGAGUUCAGACCAUUUAUUCCUAGACUCUUGGAAGCAAAGUUUUGGUGA
Protopolystoma xenopodis is the source of this 216-nucleotide messenger RNA. NCBI's taxonomy places the organism in Eukaryota, Metazoa, Platyhelminthes, Monogenea, Polystomatidea, Polystomatidae. The record is from the annotation of a GenBank genome assembly.